This is a messenger RNA of Colletotrichum destructivum, 1017 nucleotides long. RefSeq lists its product as uncharacterized. The transcript has a single exon. Bases 330 to 611 code for a protein of 93 amino acids. The record is from RefSeq and is a predicted model, not a curated record. Lineage: Eukaryota; Fungi; Ascomycota; Sordariomycetes; Glomerellales; Glomerellaceae.
GGCAUGCUUGAACUUCGCCCUUACACCCCUUCUUGACGCCGCCCGGAUCAUUUGCUUCGAGGCGAGAACGUACAACAAACCAUUCUCGACGAGUUACGACCCAAGUACGGGACGAAAAGAUUCGUCCGUCAACUUCACUACUCGAGUGACGCCUACUUGUCUCUGCGCGCAGCUUCCCUUGGUACACACGAAGCGCCGACCGCCGACACCCUACGAGUCUCGCACUCGAACCGCCCAAAGCCUCUUCCCCAGCGAAACGUACGUGCCGCGAACCCAGGCACACACAAACACACACAAACACACACACAAACACGCAAGCGCGAAGAACAAUGGCCCAGGGCGGCGUGAAAUCCUCCUCGCGUCCGGCGCCGACGGGCAAGCCCAAGCAAAAGUCGACCAAGAACGCAUCGCGCGUGGCGAAGCCGCAGAAGGCCAAGGCCCACGGCUCCGCCGACAAGAUGCAGAAGAAGCUCGCAGCCGGCCUCGUCGGGCGGACGGAGAAGCUGCUCGGCGAGCGGGCCGGCCACCUCGAGCUCAUUGGCAAGGGGAAGAAGGCCAAGGGCGCCAAGGAUGAGAAGACACACAAGGGCGGCAGCCGCAAGUACGGCUAAAGGGGACUUGAUCAGUACCUGUGUGUUGUGGUGGGAGGAUAUCACGGUUUGUGCGGGGCAUUGGUUCGAAGGAGUGCUGCGUUUGACGUGGCAGAAGAGGGCAGCUGGGCACAACUCGCGACGAGCGAUGCGUAAGGGGAGAUGUCCCCGUGUUGCUCGAGCUCCUGACCUGCGAGAAUGGGGCUGGAAACCGCAAAACGCACAUCUGGCCCUGCGAUGAGGCAAACCGCAGACGAGGCAGUGCUGAAAUACUACUAGCCUUUGUGGGGUUGCGAUGAUCGAGGGUGUUUGACGACUAGAUACCCCCAAAUAAUCGAAAAGCAUGUUUUCCGUUUCAAGACAUGAGCGACGGCCAAGCUUGAGAGUCGAGGGCUUCACGUUGCCUAAGGCAGUGACUACGUUGACC